This is a messenger RNA of Vairimorpha ceranae, 687 nucleotides long. Its product is annotated as rna-binding protein. Gene Ontology annotation, molecular function: RNA binding. The transcript has a single exon. Gene Ontology annotation, cellular component: nucleolus; small-subunit processome. Bases 1 to 687 code for a protein of 228 amino acids. The record is from RefSeq and is a predicted model, not a curated record. NCBI's taxonomy places the organism in Eukaryota, Fungi, Microsporidia, Nosematidae.
AUGAACACUGUUAAAUUUGAUGAAAAGGACUUCAAAAAUUCGUUUAAAGAAAUUAAUAAAUUUCUGGUGUACUAUCCCAAAUACCGGGAUAAAUAUAUAGAACAAGUAAGUAAAUAUAUUAUCAAAGCUUUAGAGAAUAAAAAAUUAUCUUGCAACAUUGAUAGUGUAGAGAGAAGUAUAGAAGUAUUUACACAUACAAACACUAGAGAUCCUUUUAUUUUUGUAAAAGGAUGUGACUUUAUUAGACUUGUAGCUAAAAAUGUUGAUGUUGAAACUGCUAUGAAAGUUUUAGAGGAUGAAUAUUGUGGAGAGAUUAUAGAAAUUCGUAAAAUGGUUAAAAGUGAAAAAGUGUUUACUAAAAGAAGAGAUAGACUUAUUGGUAAAAAUAGUAUGGUACUAAAAGCUUUAAAAAUGAUAAGUAAAUGUUAUAUUUAUAUUACAGGUAAGCAUAUCGGGGUAGUGGGUUCUUAUGAUGGAUUGACAGUAGUUAAGCAAAUUGUAUACGAUUGUAUUGCAAAUAACAAGCAUCCUAUUUAUGAAAUAAAAAAAUUGAUAGUUAAGAAUCAACUUGGAGAAGAUAAAGAAAUGGAAAAUGAGGACUGGAAGAGACACAUUCCUGAUUAUAAGAAAAGGAGAAAAAAUAAUAAACAAGAAAAUGAAAUUGUAGAAGAAGGAGUUGAGGAAUGA